This is a messenger RNA of Hyalella azteca, 419 nucleotides long. RefSeq names its product histone H2A. Gene Ontology annotation, molecular function: protein heterodimerization activity; DNA binding; structural constituent of chromatin. Gene Ontology annotation, cellular component: nucleosome. The record is from RefSeq and is a predicted model, not a curated record. NCBI's taxonomy places the organism in Eukaryota, Metazoa, Arthropoda, Malacostraca, Amphipoda, Hyalellidae. The coding region runs from base 28 to 399 and encodes 123 amino acids. The transcript has a single exon.
GUUUGUUGCAAAAGGUAAUUCUUCGUCAUGUCUGGUCGCGGUAAAGGCGGCAAAGUAAAGGGCAAGUCCAAGUCUCGUUCUUCGAGGGCUGGACUUCAGUUCCCCGUGGGUAGGAUCCACCGUCUCCUGCGUAAAGGAAAUUACGCUGAGCGUGUUGGUGCUGGUGCGCCAGUCUACCUAGCUGCUGUAAUGGAGUAUCUCGCUGCCGAGGUUCUUGAACUUGCUGGCAACGCUGCACGUGACAACAAGAAGACUCGUAUCAUUCCUCGUCACCUUCAGCUUGCCAUCCGUAACGACGAGGAGCUCAACAAGCUUCUCUCAGGAGUGACCAUUGCUCAGGGCGGAGUUCUGCCUAACAUCCAGGCUGUUCUGCUCCCCAAGAAGACUGAGAAGAAGUAAUUCUCCCGAGUGUGCAACAU